AUGGCUCUUCUCAGCCAAACAACCACUCCAGCCGCCUGGUCGUGUGCAUCCAAUCGCCAAUUUCCAACUCACCCGGAAUACCAAGAUAUCAAGCCCAUUGCCUGGGUUACGCGAACACAAACACCAACGAAGCCCAUUCAGACCUCUUCCAAGGAGGUUUCCUCUUCAAGUACAACCACAUAUACCAGUGAAGCCACACGGCAACUCACGGCGUUAUCCAAAGCCGUGGGACAAGAUGAAAGUAUUCGCCAAAAACUGCUCGAAGCCUUGGAAUUUUCAUUCGGAGACUGGGGUCAAGCCCCAGUGCCACAGCAGCUCAAUCGAUGCGGCUGGCUGUCCGACGUGAGCAACGACCAUGCCCCAUUCGAGUAUUCAGUGGCCCUGUCUCAAAGGACAGGAGCAUGCGAGCUUCGAUUUCUGGUCGAAUCCCAACCGGAGGAAAAUACCAUGAGCGCCCUGCAAGCCAGCACUUCCCAAUUGACCGCAGACAUUGCCACCAAGUACGGUCCCUCCAAGGUUUCGCUGGAUCGAUUCCACUUGAUCAGCGACCUCUUCCUCCCGCCCAAUGCUCAAGGUACACUCGCAUCGUGGCAUAGCUUCGCAACCUCCAAGACGUUGGAGAAGUGGAAAAUCUACCUCGACCCGCAAGCCAACGGCAAACAGAACGCCUUCAAAAUCACCCAGACCGCAAUGGAUCGUCUAGGUCUCGCCGCGUCCUGGAAUCUCCUGGAACAAGUCAUGCACGGCGGAGAAGACUACCCCGUCUACUUCUCACUGGGCCUGUCGCCCAACCCCGAAGAAGCCGAAGUCAAAGUAUACGUCGCUCAUCCGGGCGCCUCCGCCACCGCGAUCGCCCAACGACACGCCAGAGCCGAUCCCAGCACCAAUAUCCACGACAUUGAGCAGUUCUACUCCACCAUGGCGGGUGGUUCGCUGGGGCCGUACCGGGGAAAACCAGGCCUCUCCUGCUUCCACUUCAAAAACAAGGACCCUUCGCGUCCGGUGGCUCGUACCGUUCUUUAUCCUAUGGAUAACUAUGCGAGCAACGACGCGGAAGCACAAGCACGAAUCGAGCAGUACAUGGAAAUCAUUUCAGCGCCUCAAGUCUACAGGGAUCGAUACCGGAGUGCAAUCAAUGCUGUCAGGCGGAGACCUCUGAAAGAUGGCCGAGGGAUUCACAGCUGGGUCGGCAUGAAGGACAAAGCCAACGGCGACCGGUCAAACACGUACUACCUAUCGGCUGAGCUUUUCGGGUCUUUGGCCGACUCUGGAAUAGCUAUGAAAUGA
Penicillium oxalicum is the source of this 1287-nucleotide messenger RNA. RefSeq lists its product as uncharacterized. NCBI's taxonomy places the organism in Eukaryota, Fungi, Ascomycota, Eurotiomycetes, Eurotiales, Aspergillaceae. The transcript has a single exon. Gene Ontology annotation, molecular function: transferase activity, transferring alkyl or aryl (other than methyl) groups. Gene Ontology annotation, biological process: alkaloid metabolic process. The record is from RefSeq and is a predicted model, not a curated record. The coding region runs from base 1 to 1287 and encodes 428 amino acids.